This is a messenger RNA of Myodes glareolus (Bank vole), 11585 nucleotides long. RefSeq names its product ALMS1 centrosome and basal body associated protein (gene Alms1). Gene Ontology annotation, molecular function: microtubule binding. The record is from RefSeq and is a predicted model, not a curated record. Gene Ontology annotation, biological process: regulation of centriole replication. Gene Ontology annotation, cellular component: cytosol; centriole; centrosome. Lineage: Eukaryota; Metazoa; Chordata; Mammalia; Rodentia; Cricetidae.
CACCUCCUCCUCCUCCUCCUCCUGCACAGCCGCCUGGAGCGCGACGCCAACAUGGAGCCGGAGGACCUCCCGUGGCCCGGCGAGCUGGAGGAGGAGGAGGAGGAGGAGGAGGUGGAGAACGCGUCCCCGGCGGCGACCGAGGAGACCGGGGAGGCCCGGACCUCUGAAGAGACUGUGAAAGUGGAAGAGAUAGAAUUUGAAGAGGCGGGGCCCGAGGUGGAUUUGGAUUUUAACUGCGAGUCCCAAACGCGGGAAAGCACGGACGAAGAGGAGGACGAGAUGGCUAAGGCCUGGCUGCUGGCGCACCCUGGCCAAUCUGGCAGGGCAUUCCCUCCGCCCCCGCCCCCGCGGUACCUGUACGCUCCGGUGGAGCAUCUGAGGGAGACUGAGGUUGUUUCACUGACGUGCCAUGGGUGGCAGCAGUCAUCGUAUCAAGACAAUUCUAGAGCACAGCUUUCCAACUCUGGUGUAGUGUCAUUGGAAACAACAGUCCAGUGGGGUCCUGGGGAGGAACAGAGAGCAGAAUCUUGGCAUCAUCUUCCUCAAGAAAGGGACUCUUCCCAAACCUUGGAUACACCCCAGGCUGAGAUUGACGUGAGAAUAGAAGGAAUGAAAGUAAUAGACUUCCCCUCUCUGGAGAAAAGUGAAUUGACUCAGUCAGAGCGUCCAGUCAUGAAACCAAAGCUAAAUCUCUUGUGUUCUCCAUUGCUAGUCAUCCAGGAUAAUUUUGCUACUCCUGAUUUGCCUUUGCUGACAUGUUUGACACAAGACCAGGAAUUUGAGCCUGAUUCUUUGCUCCAACAAAGUGAACUAGAAUUUGCACCUUUGAGAGAGAUUCCUGAUAAGUCAGAAGAUACUGAAUGGCUUUCUCGGCCGUCAGAAGUUAGUGAAGCUUUAUUCCAGGCCACCUCAGAAACAUCUUCAGACUUAGUUAACAGUUGCCUUAGUAUAUCUCAGCAUCCACUUACAGGUAGCACAACUUUUGGGUCUCAGCGCUCUCUUUUCCCAUCUGAACAAGAGAAUAAUGGAGAGAAUGCACCACCUAAUGCUCCUGAUGAACUGAAAGGCCCCAAUGAUUCUGAUCACUAUGAUGCCCUGCUUUCAUAUAUGUCAUGGCAGACAGAAAAGGAUACUCAGCAACCAGAAGGCAAAUUGACUGAUAAAGACCAGGUUUCCACUUCAACUUUUUCUGAUGUUAGUGAUGAAAGCAUAACUGCUAGAAGAAACAAUGACUUUGGUUCGGCUUGUUCACAUGCUCAGUAUUGGAAACAGGAAACCCCACAGCAGUCAGAAGCAUGUCUACCCAGUACGGACCAGGCUUCCUUUCCAUGCGAAAUUACUCCUCCUAAUAAAAUGUCAUAUUCUUUCCCGCGAUGUAUGCUGGAAAGAGGAAAAGGGGCUCCCUUGACCUCUGUUAACCAUCUUGAGAAUGUUUGUUUAAGGUCUCCAUCUGAGGAUAAAAUGAAUCCAAAGAUGGAUUCUUUGGAGGGCUUUGAAGGAAAUGAAGAUAUGAAGAAAAAAUUACCUCCAUUUUUUAAGCAAAAGGAGAUUAGAAAUAUUUUGCCAUCACCUCAGGUGCAUGCCAAAUCUCCAGAGAUAAAGUAUCUUGGUUUGGCUGCUGUCCUUGAUAGUCAUGAACAAGUUUCAGAAGCACAUAUACUCUCUAGAGGACUUGAAAUCUCCAAACUAGAGGCUUCUGGUGGCCCCCUUCGAACAGUUAAAGCCAACUUGGAUGAGACAUCAGAACAACUGUAUUUUCAAGAGGAAAGAAACCAAAAGGCAGCUUCUACUUUUGAUGGCCUACAGGAGAAGGCUGAGUCUACCAUUGUUACUCUGCAUGGUGAUGCUGAGUACUGCAGCCUAUAUAAAACUACUGAUGUACACAGUGAAAGAGUUUCUGAACUGCAAAGAGAGGUAGACCAUUCUAAUUUGGACAUUAGCCAGCCUUUUCCAUCUCCAUUAUCUUCAUUUGUUCCUCAAGAACCAACCAGUGAGUCAAAAUAUCAUUCCCCCAAUCUCAGAAUGUUGAGGGUAUCUCUUGACACUCAAUCAACAGCUCUUACACGGUCAACAGGAGACACUUCUAAAGGAGGCAAAGUUGCAAUUACUCAAUCCAAGUUGAAACCAGAUAUCACUAACACUCUUGGAGAUUCAGACAUUGGAACACACUCACCUUUGUCCCUUGAGGAUUUAUCUCAGUUUGCUGUUGUACCUGAAGGCCGUCUAUCUGAAGAGGCUCCCCAAGCUUCAGCUCAUCUUGGAUUAGUUACUCCAAGUAUUGGGAAAUCACCUGCAAUCCCUACUUCCUGUUCACAAAGAGAGAAGCCUGGUAUUUUCUAUCAACAAACCCUAACAGGUGGCCAUUUACCUGAAGAAAUUAUGAAAACUUCAGCUGCUCCAAGGCCUACAGACCAGAAGUUUGAUAGUCCAGCUUCACUGCCUACUUCCUACACAUAUGAAGGACCUAAUGUUUUCUACCAACAAAUGCCUAAGAGUCAUUUAAGUGAAGAGACUGUGCGAGGUUCAGCUCUUCCUGGAUCAGCUACCCAGAAUGUUGGGAUAACUGUACCAUCCUUUCCUUCUCUGUCGCAUGGAGAAAAAUCUCAUACUUUCUAUUACCAGGCUUUGCCAGAAAGUUAUUUGAGCCAUCAGCCUUGGAAAGUUUCUGUUGCUCCUGGGCCUAUUGACCAGAAGACAGGAGCAGCAGUAGGCCCUUCCACAGAUAGGUAUUUUACUGUUGACCAGAAGACUGGAGCAGCAGUAGGCCCUUCCACAGAUAGGUAUUUUACUGAAGAGACUUGGAAAGUGUCAUCUGCUCCUAGGUCAGCUGGUCAGAAGCUGGAGAUGUCAACGGCACACUCUAGCCCCUACUCAAAGGGAAUAAAACCUGCUAUUUUCUAUCAGUAUCCUCUGUUAGAAAGUCAUCCAGGCAAAGAGCCUCUGAAUGGUUCAGCUGUUUCUGGAUCAGCUCAGAAGACUCAGUCCCCAACAGCAACCUCUGCUUCCCAGCCACAUAAAGAGAUAGCUAAAGCUUUCUACCAGCAGACAUUAUCAAACAGUCAUCUAACUGAAGAAGCAUUGCCCAUUUCUGUUAUUCCUGGCCGAGGUGACCAGAAGACUCCUUUACUAUCGGAAUUACCCUUUUCCUAUUCUCACAGAGCAAAGAACCUGCCUGAAGGUGUGAAAGUUUCCACUGAUUCUGGAUCUACCGACAUUCCAACAGUGUCUUCUAGUUCCUACCAGCACAAAAAGAAACCUACUGUUCCUUACCACCAAGAGUUGCCAGACAGUCAUGUACCUGCAGGGACUCAGAAAGUUUCAUUUGUAUCUGGACCAGUUGACCAGAAGUCUGGAAUUUCUCACCCAUAUGUUGAGAUUCCCUGUGUUUUCUAUCAGCAGGAGUUGCCAGGUAGUCAUUCAACAGAAAAAUCUACAAAAACAUUGAUCCUGAGGCCAGCUGUACAGAAGACUGAUCUGUCAACAGUAUCCCCUGCUUCCCCAUCACUUGCAGAAAAGCCUGUUUUGCCCUACCAGCCAACCCCUCCAGGUAGUCAGCUCUCUGGAAUAUCAACUAUAACCUCUGCCUCCUACUCUUAUAAAGAGAGGCCCAAUAUCUCUCAGCAGCAGAAGUUUCCGGACAGCUACCUAAGUGAAGAGGCCCGGAAAGUCUUGAGUACCACUGGAUCAGUAGACCAGAAGACAGGGACCCCAACAAUGUCAUUGCCCUCUAUUUAUUCACAAAAAGAGGGGCUUGGUAUUUUCUAUCAACAAGUCUUGCCAGAUCCUCUAUAUAAAGGGGCUCUACAAACUUCAGCUACUACUAGUACAGUUGACCAAAGCAUUGCUAUGCCAACUGUAUCCUGUACUUCGUUCUUACAAAGAGAGCAGCCUCAGAUUUUCUACCAGCAGGCUCCGCCAGGUGGUCAUUUGCCUGGAGAGUCUCUGAAAGUUUCAUCUGCUCCUGGACCGCCUGACCAGAACACUGGGGCACCAGCAGUAUCUCCUAGUUCUUAUUUCCCUAGAGAGGAGUCCAUUAUUUUUCACCAACCUGGCUUGUCAGGUAACCCUCUAUCUGCAGAGUGUUUCAAGGUUCCAGGGAUUUCUGGAGUAACUGAACAGAAGACUAGCACACCAGCGGGACCAUCAGGUUCCUAUCCAGUUAGAGAGAAAUCCAUUAUUUUCUACCAACAGACCUUGCCAGAUGCUCAUUUUUCUAAAGAAGCUUUGGAUGUUUUAACUUCUUCUGGACCAGCUGACCUGAAGACUGGGGCGCCACCAGUAUAUUCGACUCCCUAUUCUUUUGGAGAAAAGCCCAUUAUUUUCUAUCAGCAGGCCUUGUCAGAUGAUCAGCUAACUAAAAAAGACAGCAAAGUUUCAGUUGUUUCUGGGCCAGCUGACCAGAAGGCUGGGCUACCUCUUACCAUCUCUUCUUACUCAAAUCUAGAGAAUACCGUUGUUUCUUACCACCAAGAGUUGCCAGAUAGGCCUCUAACUGAAAACGCUGGGAAAGUUUCAGUUGUUCCUGGACCAACUGACCAGAAGACUGGGAUAUCAACCGUGCCUUCUACUUCCCACUCAAAAAUAGAGAGGCCUACUUCUUCUUACCAGCAAGAGUUUCCAGAUCUUACUGAAAAAGCUUUGGAAGUUUUAGGUGGUACUGAACCUAUUGAACAGAAAACUGAAAUACAAGCAGUGUCCUCUACUCCCUUUUACAGAGAGACGCCUAGUGUUUCUUAUCAGCAGGACUUGCCAGAUCUUACUGAAGAAGCUUUGCAAAUUUUAGCUGAUCCUGGAGUAGUACCUUCUAUCCCUUACUCAAAGGAUGCAACGCCCCUCAUCUCUUACCAGCAAGAGUCACCAGAUCUUACUGAAAAGUCUUUGAAGGCAGUAGGACCUGGCUCUACUGAUCAGAAGACUCGGGCACAAAAAGUUUCCUACUUAAGUAGAGAGCAGCCCAGUGAUUUUCAACAGGAAUUGCCAAAUACUGGUGAGGAUGCUUUAGGUGGUUUUGUUCAUCCCGGACCAUUUGUCCAGAAGGUUGGGAAAACAACAGAACCUUCAAAUUUAAAACAGAGAGAGGCCAAUGUUUUCUCUCCACAGGAGUUGCCAGUCAGCCAUCUCACAGAAGAGGGCCUGAAAGUGUCAGCUGGUUCUACACUUAAAGCACAGACACCUGGGGCUCCAACAGGGCCUUCUAGUUCCUACUUACAUAGAGAAAAGUUGAAAGCCUCACCAGAUCAUGUUCUAACUGAAAAUUCUCUGAAGGCUUCAACUGUUCCUGGAUUAUCUGACCAGAAUAGAAGACCCACAGUCUCAUCUGGCUCCUACUCACAUAAGGAGAAACAUAAGAUUUCAGCUGCAGAUCUGCGGGAUGACAAGAAGGUUGAGUUGCCAACAGUUACUCAUAAGUCCUACCUACAUAGAGAGAAGCCUGCAGUUUCAUCUGUGAUUGGACCAGAUGAUCAAAAGACUCCAUUACCAACAGCUUUUCAUGGUUCCUGUCCUCAAAAAGUAAAACCUGCUAUUUGUGUUCAAAAGCAGUUAACAGAUAGAGAUCAAAGUGAAGAUAUUCCGAAGAUUUCAACUGUCUUAGAACCAACUGUUGUAAGCACAGGUGUACCAGUACCUCUGCCUGGUUCUUAUUCACACAGAGAGAAAUUGGAUACAUCCUGUGGAUACCCACAGGAACUGCCAGACAGACAUCUAACUGAAGAUGCUCUGAAGGUUUCAAGUUGUCUUGGUCAAGCUGACCAGAUUUCUGAUUUACCUACAGCUUCUCCUGGUACUUAUUCACACAGUGAAAAGCACCAACUUGUCUCAGAACAUGCCCAAAAGCUGAUAGAUGAUUUGAAUUCUUCUGAGUCUUGUUCUCUCAUUGCAAACAGUAUGCCUUUAAAUUCUCAGAUUGAUGAUGGACUUAUCAUAUGUAAGCCAGAAUCUUCAGGUUUUGGUGAUGUUGUCUGUGAGGAAAUCCGGGAUAUAGAUCAUGGUUCUAAAACUCUUAAAGAAAUUCAGACUCUUUUAAUGGAGGCAGAAAAUAUAGCACUGAAACGAUGCAAUUUCCCUUCUCCCUUGAUUCCUUUCAGAGAUGUUAACGAUGUUUCACUUAUACAGUCAAAGAAGAUGGUUUGCUUCAGAGACCCCUCCACAACUGAUGUUUAUGCCCAGAGGGAGCCACUUCCAGAGGAGAUCCCUCACAUCGAGUGUGUACAGAAGGACAUUGGCACACAGACAAACUUCAGGGGCCACAGGGGUGUUGAAAAUUGGAAGUUUAUUCGUUCAACUACGAUUAGAAGUCCUCUACAGGAAGCAGAAGGCCCGAGAGUGGCAUUUGAUGGAACUUUCAGGCAGAUGGAAGCUUCCGGGUCUGUACUGAGGUCUGAACCUGAAGGUUGCAGUACAAGCAUUGGGAAUAAAAUUCUUAUCCCUAUGAUGACAUUCAUAAGGAGUGACUCGAGCAGUGAUGUAAGUGACGGCUGCUGCUCGUGGGACAGUAAUUUACCCGAGUCUUUGGAGUCAGUUUCUGAUGUUUUUCUAAACUUCUUUCCAUAUACUUCACCCAAGACAAGCAUCACAGAUAGCCGCGAAGAGGAGGGCUUGUCAGAGAGUGAGGAUGGCUGUGGUAGUGUAGAUUCGCUGGCUGCACAUGUGAAGUACCUUCUGCAGUGUGAAUCCUCAUUGAAUCAAGCUAAACAGAUACUUAAAAAGGCAGAGGAAGAGGAGUGUCGGGUCCGAGCCCAAGCCUGGAAUCUAAAGUUUAAUUUAGGACAUGACUAUGGAUACUCCAUUUCAGAAUUAAAUGAAGAUGACAGGAGGAAAGUAGAAGAGAUAAAGGCGAAGUUGUUUGGUCAUGGAAGAGCAACUCGCAUAUCUGAGGGCUUGCAGAGUCCACGGGGAAUAGGAUGUGUGCCUGAAGCUGUAUGCAAUCACAUUGUUAUUGAGAGUCAUGAGAAAGGAUGUUUCCGGACUCUUACUGCUGAGCGACCACGACCAGACAGCUGCCACGGUGUUUCCCGAUCUGUUGAACCUUCAGAUUUGAUUAGAGGACAACGGAGCCCAUCAUCAAGGAGAGGCAGGCACAUCAACCUUUCCAGAUCAGUAGAUCAGAGCAAUACCCGUUUCAAAGUUUGGAAUUCCUUACAGUUACAGAGUCAUCCCCCAUUUCAAAAACUUGCACCCGAUGACAUCAAAAUUAGCAAGGGUGUUGGAAUGCCAUUCCAUACAAACAUGGACCCUCAGCCUUUGGGAUUAGUAGAGCCUACUUGUGUGCCAGCUAAAGGAAUGGAUUUUCUUUCCUCAUCACAAAUACUGCCCCCUGAACCCACGGAGCAGUUCACUACCUCUAUCACUUUUUCUUCUCACGAACACUCUAAAUACAUUUCUGAUUCCUCUGUUUUUAAGGUUGGUGUUACUGAAGGUAGCCAGUAUACUGGACCAUCUUUAGGAGUGUUUAAGUCUCAUAUCUCUGAAGAGCAGAUUUCUCUUAGAGAUCUUAAACAGAAAACCUCUUCCCCUUCAUCACUUAAAAGGCAUAGUCAUUCACCAGUGACUGUUUUAGCGGAAGGUAGUAAGCAAAGGCAAAAAUUACUUCUUGAUUCCCAGCAUUCUCAUCAAAACCAAAAAAUCUCAGAAAGAUCAGAGUUUAAAGCCAGUCCUUCUGAACCCAGUGUCAGUCCAAACUAUAGCACUUUCAAGGGAGCUCAGUUUUUUGGUAAGGAUACCAUUAUUAACCCAGACGAACUAAAUACUACACUCGAUGUAAAAGAAAAGAAUGUAGCUGUAGCUCCUGAUCUACCUUCUUGCAUUUUCCUUGAACAACGAGAGCUCUUUAAACAAAGCCACACUCCACAUACAGAUCACCAGAUGAGGAAAUACUCUUCUCCAUUUUGUCCAGACAUUGCUUCUUGCAUUUUUCUUGAACAGAAAGAACUCUUUGAGCAAAACCAAGCCCCACAUGUAGAUCGUGAAAACAGAGAAGAUCCUAAGUGCCAGGAUUAUAUAAUUGCAGAUCUUCCUUCUCCCGAUUUUCUUGAUGAGCAGCGAUGCAAAUCCCCAGAUGUAGAUGACCACAUGAGAAAACAGCAGUUCCCUCUUUCUCAAGGUCAGGAUUGGGUAGUAGAAAAGAUUCAGCAUAUACCUCAGUCACAGUUUUCUAAUACGAUAAAUGUUGAAGCCAAGGUCAGUAAUUUGAUCUCCCAGUCAGCCCCUGACCACUGUACAUCUCCAUCUAUUCCACCUCCAAAUAGGAAAGCACUUUCAUGUCUUCGUAUAACUCUUUGUCCCAAGACUUCUUCCAAGUUGGAUAGUGGAACCUUAGAUGAAAGGUUUCAUUCAUUGGAUCCUGCUUCUAAAACAAGAAUUAAUAGUGAGUUUGACUUUGAUCUUCGAACUGUAUCUUCAAGGUCAUUGAAACCAACCUCCAAAUUACUGACCUGUAAACCUGUAGUACAGGAUCAAGAAUCUUUAGGUUUUCUAGGACAUAACUCUCCACUGGACUUGCAAGUUGCACAGUCUUCUCUUCCAGAUAGUGAGACUAUUUCUCAGAACUUGAAAACCAAACCUACUCAGAAUAGCCAGAUAGUAACGUCAAGGCAAACACAAGCGAACAUUUCAGAUUUGGAAGAAUUUUCCAAACCAGAGGGGACUCCAGUAUCUGCAGAUGGUUCACAAGAACAGAGUAAGGCUCCCUUUCCUACAUCCUCCGGAAAGUUAUCAUCUGAUGCAGUCACUCAGAUAACAACAGAAAGUCCAGAAAAGACCACGUUUUCUUCUGAAAUUUUUAUUAAUGUUGAUAAUUAUGGACAGGAAACUUUGGGCUCCAUGGUUAAAAAGUCACUCAAGUUUGCCCCAUCAUCUUCGAUGCAAGAAAUCACAUCUUCUCUUGGCAAAGACACCCAGCCUGUACUGUUGCCAUAUAAGCCAUCGGGAAGUUCAGAGAUGUACUAUGUUCCACAAUUAAAAGCAGUUCCUUCAGAUCCGGAUACCAAAUCAGAUACCACUGUUGAGAGCUCACAUUCAGGAUCCAAUGAUGCUGUUGCCCCAGACUUUCCACCUCAAGUGCUAGGCACAAGAGAUGAUGACCUUUCAGCCACUGUGAACAUUAAGCAUACAGAAGGGAUCUAUAGUAAGAGGGCCGCAACAACAACGGGGAAAAAGCCCCCUCGGAAAGACAAUGCAGAGGCCCCAGUUCAAGUGCCCGUCAUUGGGGAUCAGAAUGUCUCAGACGGAAAACAGAAAGAGAUCAUCAGUAGACGGGUUGUGACCAAGAUGACAUGGCCUGAAGAAAGAAGUUCCUUGCAGGACACUGCAGGUUCCAGUGAUACCAUUGUACAAGACAGAAAAACUGAAAAACUCUCCAAUACUAAAUCCAUCAUACAGAAGGAGGAGAUCCAUGUUAAAAGGACCAUCCCUCAGGAACUCUGCCCAGAGAAAGAAGGAUCCUUAGAGAUAGAUAUUUCAGAGUCUCAAUGCCGUUCUGCAUUUGAAAACACCACACACUCUGUCUUCAGGUCAGCUAAGUUUUAUUUUCAUCAUCCUGUGCACCUGCCCCACGAGCAAGAUUUCUGCCCCGAGUCUUUGGGAAGGAGUGUUUUCAUGCAGCAUUCUUGGAAGGAUUUCUUUCACCAUCAUUCGGAGCACAGCUGCCUUCCUCCCCCUGGCACAAGUGCAGACAAGACCAAGAUGGAUUACACCAGAAUUAAGAGCCUCAGCAUCAAUUUGAAUUUGGGAGACAAUGAGAAGACAAAUACUGUCAAGAAUCAGGCUGGAGACCCAAAAGGCAAAAGACAGACAAAUGACCCAAAAAAGGAUCAGAAGGUCACCCCAGAGCUAGCAGCACAGUGCACUGUGAGUUUGAAUGAACUCUGGAAUAAGUACCAGGAGCGACAGAAACAGCAGAAACCACCUGCUGUUUGUGAAAAGAAAGAACUGUCUUUGGUGGAACGACUUGAUCGUUUGGCUAAACUGCUUCAGAAUCCCAUCACACAUUCUCUCCAGGCCUCAGAAAGUACCCAAGAUGAAAGUAGAGGGGGACGAGGUGUGAGGGGCUGGACUGGGAGGAGGCGGCAUCAGCUUAAAGGCAAGCUGCAGAGGAAGCAGCGUAAGAGCCUAGAGAGGGGCCACAGUGGGAAAUCCAAUCAGAUUAAAAUUGAGCAGGUUAAAUUAGAUAAAUACAUCCUGAGAAAACGACCGGAUUUUAAUUAUGUCAGUAAUACCUCCUCAGAUUCUAGACCCUCAGACGAAAGUGAGCUCCUCACAGAUAGUCCCAACAUUUUCUCCAGCACUACUUCUCCUAUGGACUCAGAUGUGCUGACUCAGACUGACAGGGAUGUGACUUUAAAUGACAGGAGUAGCUCCAUAUCCACCAUUGACACAGCCCGGCUGAUCCAAGCUUUUGGCCAUGAAAAACUGUGUUUGUCACCCAGGCGAAUGAAAUUAUACAGCAGUGUCACUAAUCAGCAGAGGAGAUUUCUGGAGAAGCGGUAUAAGCACAGCAAGAAGGCACUGAGCACGGGCUAUCCCCAAAUGACUUCUGAGUACACCAGAAGGAGGCACAUCCAGGUGGCAAAUCAGAUUUCCUCUGACUCCGGUUCAUCUGCUGGUAGUUUCUUGAGCUUGACUUCUACUCUUUACGAUGAAGAAAGUGUGCAUAUGUUGAACAAGGGUGUACAAGCUGGUAACUUGGAGAUUGUGACCGGUGUCAAAAAAUACACUCGUGAUGUUGGGGUGAUUUUCCCAACUCCCAGUCCUAGUGAACCCAGAUUGGAAGAGGACAGUGAUGUGACUUCUUGGUCAGAAGAAAAAGCCAAAGAGAAAAAGUUCCUUACCAGUUAUCUGCGGGACAAAAACUUAAGGAAGAACAAGCCAAAUUUCUGUGAAGGUGUCUCAUGGUUUGUUCCUGUGGAAAAUAGAAAGUCUGGAUCUAAGAAGGAAAACCUGCCCAAGAUUUAUGGCCCUGGUAUCUCCUGGUUUGAACCAGUAACCAAAACCAAGCCCUGGAGAGAGCCCCUGAGGGAACAAAACCGGCAGGAGCAGUGCGUGAACAGUCGUGGGUCCCUGGGAGGCCCAGGUGGAGAUGGUGGCCGGGCUGCUUUUAGGCCAUUUGUGAGAGCAACCCUGCAGGAAUCUCUUCAGCUUCACAGACCUGAUUUCAUCUCCCGCUCUGGGGAGCGGAUAAAGCGCCUGAAGCUACUAGUCCAGGAGAGGAAGCUACAGAGCUUGUUCCAGAGUGAGCGGGAGGUUCUGUUCAAUGCCGUGCGGCCCCUGCCUAGGAGAGCCCUCCUGACUGCCCAGAAGAACAAGCCUAUUGGAAAGAAGGAAAUGAUCCAGAGGACCAAACGGAUUUAUGAGCAGCUUCCAGAAGUGAAGAAGAAGAGAGAAGAGGAGAAGAGGAAAUCAGAAUAUAAAUCCUACCGACUGCGAGCUCAGCACUAUAAAACGAAAGUGACCAACCAACUCCUGGGGAGAAAAGUGCCUUGGGACUGACAUAAGACUACUUUCCUCAGAGCCUAGGAAUACUUUUUUAUAAGCCUAAAGAAGCCUAAUUUAUUCUUUAAUGAGUGAUUUAAUAAAGCUUUCUCUUUGUC